Molecule: messenger RNA, 1422 nt
Organism: Papaver somniferum (opium poppy)
Lineage: Eukaryota; Viridiplantae; Streptophyta; Magnoliopsida; Ranunculales; Papaveraceae
Exons: 2
Coding region: 65-406 (113 amino acids)
Source: RefSeq, a predicted model, not a curated record
GAAAGAUAGAGAGAGAGAGAGAGAGAGAGAGAUUGAUCAGAGAGCACUCUUUGAAGAAGAUACAAUGGAGUUAGCCAAAGGAUGUUUUGGGAAAGGAAAACUCGAGAAAGAUAAGAGUGGCCCGUCCAAUCCUAAUAAGCCCAUGUUGGCAUGGCCCAUGAACAUUUUUCAGAAGGGCAAACAUGCUAGUCCCUCUAGUACCUCUAAUGUCUCGUACCCUCUCAAACAGCGCUUCCCCAGGCUCGUGCUCGAAGGAAAGGGGCCCAUUCAGCAGGCAGAGAAGCGAAAGAAGAUCAUUGUCAAAUCAUACUAUUCUUGUGGAAAUCGAGAUGGUGCACAUCGUUUGGCUGCUGCAGCUGAAGUUGAAGAGUAUGCAGACAUCCAGGGUUUUCUGAUGAUGUACUGAUGAUUUGUGGUUGAACCUCUUGAUUUUCAAUGGCCCGUCCAAUCCUAGUAAGCCCAUGUUGGCAUGGCCCAUGAACAUUCUUCAGAAGGGCAAACAUGCUAGUCCCUCUAGUCCCUAUAAUGUCUCGUACCCUCUCAAACAGCGCUUCCCCAGGCUCGUGCUCGAAGGAAAGGGGCCCAUUCAGCAGGCAGAGAAGCGAAAGAAGAUCAUUGUCAAAUCAUACUAUUCUUGUGGAAAUCGAGAUGGUGCACAUCGUUUGGCUGCUGCAGCUGAAGUUGAAGAGUAUGCAGACAUCCAGGGUUUUCUGAUGAUGUACUGAUGAUUUGUGGUUGAACCUCUUGAUUUUCAAUGGCCCGUCCAAUCCUAGUAAGCCCAUGUUGGCAUGGCCCAUGAACAUUCUUCAGAAGGGCAAACAUGCUAGUCCCUCUAGUCCCUAUAAUGUCUCGUACCCUCUCAAACAGCGCUUCCCCAGGCUCGUGCUCGAAGGAAAGGGGCCCAUUCAGCAGGCAGAGAAGCGAAAGAAGAUCAUUGUCAAAUCAUACUAUUCUUGUGGAAAUCGAGAUGGUGCACAUCGUUUGGCUGCUGCAGAAGAAGUUGAAGAGUAUGCAGACAUCCAGGGUUUUCUGAUGAUCCGAAGCCGUCCUCCCACAAUAACUCGAGGUCCUGGUGAUUAUCUCUACUGCACCAGGUGCAGCCAUCUUUUGGGUUCAGAAAGAGAAGAGAAUUGGGUUCUCUUUCCCACCUCCAUUAUCUUAACAGAUGAAGUUGUCUAAAGAAGAAAGCUUUUGAAGAAGAGGUGGUUCUGGUUCGUCAAUUUGAAGACAUAGUAUGAGUUUGUGGUUUUAUUUUCUGUUGUUAUUUAGGUUUUAGUUUUUGUUAAAGACUUAGGGUUUAUCUUGAAUCGUAUAUGGUAUGGAGUAUGAUGGUUUAUAUCUGCAAUUUGAAUUCGAUAGACGGUUCUGUUAUCUUAAUUGACAAAAACCUUAUCUUAAUUUCAUAUCCUAAUUUCUUUAUUA